Drechmeria coniospora is the source of this 1533-nucleotide messenger RNA. Its product is annotated as Fungal specific transcription factor. Bases 1 to 1533 code for a protein of 510 amino acids. NCBI's taxonomy places the organism in Eukaryota, Fungi, Ascomycota, Sordariomycetes, Hypocreales, Ophiocordycipitaceae. The transcript is spliced from 2 exons. Gene Ontology annotation, biological process: regulation of transcription by RNA polymerase II. Gene Ontology annotation, cellular component: nucleus. The record is from RefSeq and is a predicted model, not a curated record.
AUGCUGGCUCGGGUCAUGCCGAUCAAACCUCCACACGAAAACGGAUACGGAUACCAGAAUUUUCAGGCCAUCAACUCGACCCCAGCAGCUGCGCGACACGACCGCUUACACGUAGGCGUACAGGUACAGCCUCAAGACCGGUUCGGCCAUCAACCCUCCGACGGCCUCGGCUUUUUCGACCAACGCUGGUCGUCGCCUUUGACGGCAACGCUCACUCCCACUCGCAGGCUACAGCCACUGCGCCUGCCCCUGCCUACAAUAUCCACUUCCUCUCCGUCUCCUUGCCCUGCUCCAACUCGGUCUUCGCCUUUCCCUCUUGGCGCGCAAGGGUCGAAGGAUAGACAUCCCCGUCCUCAUCCCCAUCCCCAUUCUCAUCCAGCAUCCGUCGUCCGAGAUACCGACAACGAGCCCCGACGUCGAAUCGUUUUGGCCGCUUCACCCAACUCCCGUGGCCUCGCAGCCAUGAGCGUCGCCUACGAGCCCAGGAGCUUCAUCCAUGAAGGUUCCUACCCUUCCAUGGGCGACGACCCCGACCACCACGAUGACGACCAAGUCCAUGACGAUCAGCGCUUCACCGACUCCGAGGUCGCCGUCCAUCUCAGUCAUUACACGGCCGAUGCCGCCAUACUCGCGUCCGAUGAUCGCGAUGUUCUGGGCGACGCCCGCGACGUCCUCGACGACGAUCAGGGCGUCCUGGUCGAUGAAAGGAGCUUGAUAGCCGACGACACGGCCGUCGACGAGGCCUCGAGACUUGACCUGGACCCCACCGGCUUCUCCUCCCCCAUCGCGGUGCCGCUCCCUGCACCAACCGAGUCGGACAGAUUUCCGGACAGCAAAGAUGACUCCCCCGCCGUUGGCUCUCCAUCAUCCGUCUCCCGCUUGCGAGCGGUGGCGAAACCGGAUCGUGAAGUGAGCAAGGGACCGGACGGGAAGUACCAUUGCACAAUCGCCGAAUGCAAGGACGAAGCCCGUGUUUUCUCGCGCAAGUGCGAGUGGAAUAAACACAUGGACAAGCACGAGCGACCCUACCGGUGUCCUGUCGACGGUUGCGAGAUGCUUCCCGGCUUCACCUACUCUGGCGGCCUACUUCGGCAUGAGCGCGAAGUGCACGGGAUGCAUGGCGGCCCUAAGAAUACGGUCAACUGCCCGCACCCUAAUUGCAAGCGCCACACCGGCAAGGGUUUCUCUCGACAAGAAAACCUCAACGAGCACCUCCGACGGGUCCAUACCAACAUGGAGGGUUCAACGCCACCCGCCACCGAGAGUGCCGCCGAGGCCGACGACAACGAAAGCGACAAGUCGGGCUCCAAGCGUAAGCGCCAGGCGAGUGACCAGACGGCUGACGACGAGCUCGACGAGCUUCGGUCCGAGGUCAAGCGCAUGCGAGAUGAGAACGAGAGGCUCAAGUCGGAGAUUGAGCAGCAGUCGCAGCACUCGCUCGCCAUGAUGGCCCAGAUAGCCGAGCUUCAGGACGCCUUGCGCCAAGGCCUGGGACAGCACGCACUGGGAGCCCCAACGGCGCAGAUGAUCUAG